This is a messenger RNA of Camponotus floridanus (Florida carpenter ant), 634 nucleotides long. Its product is annotated as cytochrome P450 4V2-like. The record is from RefSeq and is a predicted model, not a curated record. Gene Ontology annotation, molecular function: iron ion binding; heme binding; oxidoreductase activity, acting on paired donors, with incorporation or reduction of molecular oxygen. Lineage: Eukaryota; Metazoa; Arthropoda; Insecta; Hymenoptera; Formicidae. The coding region runs from base 1 to 624 and encodes 207 amino acids. The transcript is spliced from 5 exons.
AUGGCCUAUCAACAAUUCCAAGGCAUUUUUGCUUUCGACACAACAGCUGUUACGUUAGAUUUUGCAAUCUUUAUGUUAGCAAAUUUUCCAUCAAUACAAGAAAAAGUAUAUCAAGAAUUAUGGCAAAUUUACGAGACGAAAACUCCAAAAUCUGCCCCAAUUAAAUACGAAGAUUUAAAACAUAUGGAUUACUUAGAUCGUGUCAUUAAAGAAACUAUGAGAUUAUUUCCUGCUGCUCCUUUAAUUGGGCGAUAUCUAACAAAGGAUAUAAAAAUGGCAGAAUUUAUUUUGCCAAAGGGCACUGAAGUUUUUUUAAUAAUAUUGGCUCUACACCGAAAUGAAAAGUAUUGGCCCAAUCCGUUGAUAUUUGAUCCAGACAGAUUCCUUCCUGAGAAAGGAACAUCUAAUAAAUAUUACAUGCCGUUUAGUUCUGGACGCAGAAAUUGUAUAGGUAUGAAAUAUGCAAUGAUUUCAAUGAAAGUUAUCUUAGCAAUUUUGAUAAGAACAUUUGUAUUCAAAGUAGAGAAAAUUACUCAGAUAGAUGCAAUAAAAUUAGAUAUGGAUAUGACACUACGUAAUAUUGAACCUAUGGAAGUCAUUAUAAAAAGACGAGAAUUACAUUAAAAUAAUGUAA